UGUUUCAUUGCAGGAUAGUUGAGAGCUACAGUGGUGUGUAUGUAUGUAUGUAUGUGUAAGUGAGUGAAAGAGAGAGAGAGAGAGUGUGUGUGUGUGUAUGUGAGAGAGGCCUUCCCCCGUAUAAUCGAGCCUCUGUCCGCGUAACUACGGACGGUCUGUAAAUGGAGAGUAGGAACUAUUUCACCAAGCGUCGGGAUUUUGCGAAGAAAAAGGAUACUUUAUACUGAGUCGCCAUUACAAGUCGGCACAAUGCCGGAUAAGGACGCGGAUUUGCCUGGAAAUCUAGGAACACUAUUAUAAGGCUCUUUCGGAAUAGCCGAUCGGAGCAUUUUUUUUUUCUUUCUUUUUUUCAUUUUUAUUAACCGAGUUGGGUGGAUGAUGGAUGGCCGAGAUUUCGGGCCCCCCAGAUCGGUGCAUGUUCCCUCGCCGUUGCUUUCGGGACUCGCCAUGGAGUCGCACCGACUCGGAGCUUCCUCCGCGCCCGGGAGGAUCCCACCGUCUCCCGGCCACCUGGGCGCGGGCCACCCGGCGGCCGCUCUGCACUCGGGGAAAUAUCUCUCUCCGACCAUUAACAUACAAUCCCACCACGGUGAUGCCUAUCCAGGUGCACCAAGCUUCCUCAGCAGCUACAUGAGCUCAUCCAACCCUCACGCAGGGCCGAGCUCCCUUCCAUCCGACCCCAGCUUCAGAGGCCCCAACCCACCCAGUCUGCAGAUGGCUCAGCUCUGGGCUUCACAUACUCAUGAAGGUUUCUCCCAUCUUCCCAGUGGUCUGUACCCUGCCCCCUAUCUUCCCCUGGGUCAUCUUGAGCAUCCACAACUAGGCCAGCAUUCACUUUUUGAGUCACAAAAAGAGGGGUUUUACCUUCCGGGCUCAGUACACUCUCAGCCUGCUAUUGCCAGGAGCCUUGUGGCUCAUUUGCCCAGCCCACUGUCCAGAGAGAAGAUGAUUGAGCUCCAGAAGAGCUCUAAAGAGUCAGGCCGGGACCUGGGGAAGGAAAAGCUUUGCAAAAGUGAGCCAGGCCAGUCGGUCCAGCACAGGGAUCGAAUUCGGGAAGAGCCACGGCCCCACAGCGUGGUUGAUCUCACCCAGGAUCCUAAAGCUGAGGAAGAGCGGCGAGUCUUUCAGCAGCAUUCACCUGCUCCUGAAGUUAAACCCAAAUACUCACACCAGCGUCCACUUAGCAACUGCAGAACAAUCAGUGGCCCACCAUCCAGGUACACAGGUUCGGAACCAGAAAGAAGGGAUCGGUUUGACGAAACUUACCAAGCCACCGUCCCCUCUUCUACCGACAAGCCAAAACGGCUUGACUCAGUGGCUACAUCUUUAGGCACUUUGCAUGUUGCUUAUGCCAGCCCCUCCUCCCUUCAGAGCAGUCCAGCACCACUCCCACCCAGAAGGGUAUCUUCUGGUGCUUACCCUCCCCCUCACCACAUGCCCUCAAGCUUGUACCCACUCUGCUCUGCCGCUAAAGAGCCAGCCAAGGAACACAGAGUGACCGCUCCUACUUAUGUGCCUUCUGUCGAAGUUUACGAUGAGCGGAAAGGGCCCAUUCAGAUCGCCUCACAAGCACGAGACAAUAAAACAGAUAAGAGCAGAGACAGGGAAAUGAACAGAGCACCCCAGCUGGUGGGGAGUGAGAGGACACCUGCAUCCUCUGUCAGGAGCGAGUCUCCUUGUCCCAGUGAGCUUAAGAGAGACAUUGUACGGGAAGAGGGAUCUGUGAUCAGGGCUAACAGUUUGGCUGUAAAAAGGCCACCUGUUUUAGAUUUGGGCACAAUCAAAUCCAGCCACAGCCCAAAUACCAAGGACUUACCCAGCACCAAGCACACAGUAAAAAUGGGACUGGAGACAGAAAGCCGCAUCCAAGAGCGUGAAAUUGUUCAAAGGUCCGGACACACUUUUUCUGGUCUGGAACCCACCACACUUCGUGCUGCAGAGACCAAAUGGAAGCCUUUUGAGAUGGGCAACUAUGCCACUAGCCACAUGGCUGCAUUGGCAGCUCAACAUACUCGUGUUCCCAGAGGAGAGGAUGAGGGCAAGCGCAUGUACCUGGAACAGAGAGGCAGCCCAGGAAGCCUCCAGGGCAAGGAGCACAGCGAGGUAUCUGCUAUGCAGAGCCUUAUCAAGUACAGUGGAAAUUUCUCUAGCGAGGUCAUGUCUAAGCAUGGUGCGGAUGGCCGUACCCCAUUUGGGGGACUGGGCCACCUGAAGCUGGAGGCACCACAGCAUGCAAGUGCUAAAGCACUGAAAAGGGAGCCAGAGAGACCAGAAAGUGCCAAAUCGUUAAACCGGGAUGGAAACUCCUCACAAGGGGAGGCUGAGGUCCGGCACCCACCAGUGGGUAUCGCGGUAGCAGUGGCUCGGCAAAGGGAUGACAGCAGCAAGCUCAGUUCAGUGUCGGACAGAGACAGACCAAUUCUGUCAAGAGGCAUCAAAGCAAGGUCAUUUUGCUCUCGGCGUGGAAGCAAAACAUGCACGAGGGGUGGAGCUGUGAUGGGCUUCCAUUCCUCAAGCCACUCAGCAGAGCGUCCAUGCCAGAGAUAUUGCGCAGACACUGGCCAUGAGCUGCACUAUCGCUUUGGCACAGAGUACUUCCUGCUAACACAUGGCCCAAGCCAGGAGGAAGAGGAACAAGGACAAGAGCGGACACAUCAUCACGAUAGCCGGCUCCUACAUGGGCGUUUGGAACAUGAGCAAGAGAAGGCAUUGAGAGAAAGUAAGGACUUGGCAGAGUACUCUCAGCUGCAUGCUCCCUUGGUGUCUGUGAGUGGCCUAAACCCAAAUCUGAUGGUGACUGGAGGUUCUGCCCUGGCAGGGGCAAGCCGGUGGCCUGCUGACCCCACAUCCCAUCUGACUACUUCCCAUCCUUGGCUGCCUCGCCCUGGACCUUCCUCUAUGUGGUUGCCUGGUUCUCCAUAUGGCCUGGGGGCACCUUCACUUCACCAGCCCUUGCCUCCAGGUUAUCCUACCACUUUACCUGGAUCCAUCCCUCAGGCCUAUCAGUUUGCCCGGGACCCGCAGACUGGACAACUGGUCAUUAUUCCCACUGAACACCUUCCACACUACACAGCAGAGAUGUUGGAGCGUGGCCCCCCACUGUGGCCAGCCGUGUACCCGCCAGCAGGCAGCUCUCUGCAGCACGCCCACCAGCUGCAGUUCCUCUCGCACCAGCAGCUCGUACGCCAACAGGAGCUCUACAUGAUUCAGCAGCAGGCUGCCCAGGUCAUGGAGUUACAGAGGAAUGCACAGUUUGUGGAGAGACUAAAAGAACAGCGGGCUGACAUGGAGGACAAAACAGAGAAGAGAGUUGGAGAGGGUACCAAAGCCAGCCUAUCAAGUGUACCUGCUUCUGUCCUGCACUCACGCAAGCCUCCUCUAUCUUCCCCAACCCCCUCCACUUCCCACAAGAAGUCUGUGACACCAGUAGCAGUCACACCGCUGCCCUCUCCAAUCACUUCCCUUAAGUCUGAAGAGAGGCCUAAAGUGGAGAGCACACAUCCACAGCAGUCACAUCCACACCCAUCUACCCCAGCCCCACAGCCACUCAGCCCUGCCUCUGCUUUGUCACCUCCCCCUUCUCCUAUCCACCCUAAACAGGAGUCUGUGGAAGUGUCUGACAAAGAGGAGCUUGACCUGCAUAAACAAGUUUCCGCUUCUUUCCCAUCUAUAUAUCCUGAAAUUCCUCCAGGCUACCCCUACCAAUCAAUAACGGCAUCAUUCGGCAGCCAUUACCCCUUUCUUCUCCAUCCAGCCACAGCUGCUGAUGCAGAAGGCAUGGCUCCAGCUGUGCCCCUGCAGGCUGAGGGGUCAAAGCGCUUAGCUGGCCCGGUCAGUGUAAAACCCAGUCACAUGUGUUCUCCAGUGGUGGCAGAAGUUCUGCAGGCAUCCAGGGAGCCGGAGCCAAAGCAAGGCAAGGAGACUGUUGUGCCAUUCAAAGAGGAGCCAGGUCUGGAGAAGAGCAAGGAAGUUUUGGGCCAGGAUGGUAGCGCACAGUCUGUCCACUCUGCUGCUUCAAUGUCCAAACAGGAUUCAUGUACCCUUGUUGAAGCAGUGGCCUGCUCUGUAUCUGCAGUUUCACCACUGCCUACGGAAAACAAAGAAAAACUGGAUGACAAGGCAAAUAUUUUUUCCUCCUCUGAGCAAGAGUUGUACCAAAGAUCAGGAUCUGACUUGGAUAGGAGCUUUCCAGCAGAGGUUUCAAAGUGCUCGCUCAAUUUGCCAGAGUCAGCUUACACAUCAUCAAAUUACACUGACAUGCAGCCCAUGGACUGCAGCAUUCGUCCCUCUGACUAUGCUUCAGUUCACACAGAGAGGCUCAUUUCUGUGCCUAAAGAACCCACCCUUGACACUCCAGACCUAGAAUCAACGCAUAGUGACACACCACUUCCAUGCUCCACUCCUCCUGUGCUCCUAAAUGACCCUGCGCCAGUAGGCAUUCAAUCUGAGGACCCCAUGGCAGGCAUGCUGGCACUGCUAACGGCCAGUGAGCUGCCUCAAUCUGGAGCCCUUACCAUCAUGUCUGAGAUGCCCCCUACCAGGAUAGUGCAGUACCCAGGAAUUAGUCUUUUGGAGUCUACUGCAGCUGAGGGUAUGGCCCUGCUUAGUCAAAUGGCCGAGCUAGAGCUGCAGGAACACCAGAGAGACUACAUGCAGGGCAUAAUGCACUGUGGAUUAGAAAGUCUCCUGGAGGCUGGGAGGCAAGUCCUCCUGGAGGCCAUCGAGUGCCAGUCUCAAGUGAGCAUCCGCCUCCCCAGGGAGCUUAACCCCAACAAGAAGUACAGCUGGAGACAGAAGAAAGAUGAACCUAUGUUCUCCAAAUCCUCUCUGGAGGGUAUGGAUGCAAUGGAGGUGGACUAUCGUGUGAGACUGGCUGAGCUGCAAAGGUGCUAUAAAGACAAGCAGGGAGAACUGAUCAGGCUACAGAGACGCAAAGACAAAGUAGAGAAGCUACAGCUCCAUCAACAACAACUCCUGCAGCAGCAAGAGGAAAGGAGCAGGAACCUGGCCAGGAGAGGCCCUGGUCGGCCCCGGAAGCGUAAGCAUGGCCUGUGUACUCUGUCUCCGCCUUCAGGCAAGCUGGAUGCCAACUGUGGAAAACUGGCCCAGAGUUCACAGUAUUCAGAGGACUCGGAAAGUGGAGAAGUUCUUAGGAAGCGAUUCCGCAGCUCUACGCGGGAGGAGGAAGAGAACGAGGACAUGGACGUUGGUAUUUUAAAGGCAAAGAAGAGGUGUAAGAGCUGGAAUGAGCAAGAAGCAUGUGCAAGCUACCCUAAUGAGGUACCUAAAACCGGCAGUAAAAAGAGCCAAGUAAGUGAGCAAGAGCAGUUGGCUUCAAAGCUCGAUAAGGCCUUGUCUUUGACUAAGCUUGGUAAACCGAACAAGGCUUCAUGUAAGUUUGUGGAUGGUUCUUCAGGAAAGUCCAGAACUCUCUCUGGGACCAGGCUGACUAUGCUGCCAGACAUAAGUGCAAGAAACAAGAUGGCAAAACCCAACCUGACCAAAGAUCUUGGUUUCUUUAACAAAUCCCCCAAAGGUGGUAAAAGCAAAAUGUCCAACAAAUUAAAGCCUUCAGACAAUUGCCUUAAGGCGAAAGGCCAGAGGAAAGCUUCCAACUCUCCAGUGAGGUCAGAGAUCAGCAGCUACUCCAACAACACAGAUUCAGAAGAGGACUCCAUGAAGGAUGGCUGGCCACCUCAUGCCAAGUUGGGUAGAUCAGGAUCCUGUGCACAGAUCCCAGGUCAUUACAGCACUCCAACUAAGAAGAAGCAUCAGUCAUCCAAAAGAACAACUGUAUCAUCCUCUUCAUCCUGUCUGAAGUCAAAACUUGGGAUGAAAGAAAGAAAACGGAAGCACUUUGCUUUAUUACUGCAAGAGGCAGGAAUCAGCUCCUCUGAGGACUCAUUUGAUCAAGAGUACUUUACGGAAAGGGACUAUUACGAGGAUGAGGACGAUGACGAGGACUAUUCCAAUGAACUGGAUGAAAUGAAUGGCCUGUGCUCUUCCUCGCUAGAGGAAAGUGGGUUAGGUCUGCUUGCUCGCUUUGCAGCAAGUGCAAUCCCUAGCCCUGUUACCUCUGGCCCCAUGUCCCUCGUUCAGCUGGAGGCCAAGCAAAAAGCAAAGAAAAAGGAGGAGAGGCAGAGUCUGCUAGCAUUUUCCAAUGCAGGAACGGAGUUCGAAUUCACCGAUUCCGAGAGUGACAUCAAGGUCCGGAAGUUCCCAUCUCUGCUUCAUGGUAAGAGAUCUGCCCCAGAGCUGCCUCUGCUACCACCGGCUAGUGUGUUGCGUGAGGACUCCAGCCCUGGCAAACGUGGCCGUAAGCCCAGAGCCCCAGCCGAGCUCAGCUUGAGCUUUUCAACCGAAGGCAGUGAUGAAGAACGCUGGAUCCGUCGCAGGAGCGAGCGCAUUUUCCUCCAUGAUGCUGCACAGGCUAAACCCAUCUCUCCUUCCAAGCCUACAAUGCCCAAACUGCCUCGUAGCUCAAAAGCACCCCUGCACAGCUCCAAGGACAUACCUAAAAACAAGGAGGCAAAGGCACUGGGAAAGAAGAAGAGAUUGAAAGAGCUCCCCCUGUGUCUGCCAGCACUUUCCAGCCCUCCCUCAGAGAGUAGGACAUCACUCUCUGUCAGCUCUGGACCCAAGAGCAAGAUUAAACCCAAAGCCAGAGAGGCCAGAGGAAAAGGUGGUGCUGUCAGCAAACUAAUGGAGAGCAUGGCUGCUGAUGAGGAUUUUGAACCUAACCAGGACAGCAGCUUCUCAGAGGAUGAGAACCCCCGUCUGAGCGCUGAAAGACCAUGUACCCCUGCCCCACGUAACUGCGUUCUUAAUAAGGAUGAGCUUCAGGACGGAUUGCGUGUCCUGAUCCCUAUGGAUGACAAGCUGCUGUACGCCGGCCACGUCAACACUGUCCACUCACCUGACAUAUACAGCGUGGUGGUUGAGGGUGAACGGGGUAACAGGCCUCAUAUCUACUGCUUGGAGCAGCUGCUGCAGGAGGCGAUUAUUGAUGUUAAGCCACCCUCUGUGAGGUACCUACCUCAAGGAACAAGAAUUGCAGCCUACUGGAGCCAACAGUACCGCUGCCUCUACCCUGGCACCGUAGUCAGAGGGAGCCCUGACAUGGACGAAGUGGACGAUUUGAUAACUGUAGAGUUUGAUGACGGAGACACCGGACGCAUUCCGCUCUCUCACAUUAGACUACUUCCUCCUGACUACAAGAUCCAGUGUGCUGAACCAUCCCCUGCUCUCUUGGUGGCUUGCACUAAAAAGAGAGCACGGAAGGGUAGUAAGGAUGUUCCUGAAAGCAAAGACGCAAGUCUCAAAACCACAGAUGAUUCUGCUCCAAAGAAUAAGGGAAGAGGGAGAAAACCAAAACCCAAACCCGAGCCUGAACUAGCUCAAAAGGAGCAUGAAAAAGCUGACCAAUCAGCCCUUGGUCUAGUGCAGGAGAGACCCCUUGUCACUCAGAAAAGUGGCCCACUGCUAGGCAGGAAGAGUCAGACUGCCAAUACAACCAUCCCUUCAACCCCCAUACCUACUGAAAGCCAGAAGAAAACUGCUGUAGCCAAACCUCCAGCCAAAGUACACUCACAGCCAAAGUCUGUCUACUCAUCUGCUCUCUAUGGAAAAGUUCUCUCUGUGGAUCUCUACAAUGACCCAUCUGCUUCAUUAGCUUCCUUUAUGUCUAACAAUGAAAGCGGGAAGACAAAGGCUGUCAAGAAAAUUCGAAAGAGUGAAGACGAUGGACCGGCAUUUGGGGUGAAAACCCAGCGCAAGCAGCCUCAGACAGAGAUCCUGAUCAAGUUAGACCACGAGGGCGUGAUGUCCCCCAAGACUAAGAAGACCAAAGCGCUGAUGAUGAUGGAGGGUCAGAACCGCACAAAGAGAGACAAUAAAGCCGUGAUGGGUGUUAACUACACUACUGUCACCUCCACUACACCUGCAGACAUAACACUGAAGCCCAAGACCGAGCCUGAGACAAUUAAUUCGGAUAACAUGACAAGCUACAGUAUCCGUAAGCUUGGAAGUAGCACAGACAGCUGUGUAAGUGUGAAGAGUUCAGGAGAGAAGGAGGCUCAAUCAGAGAACUGCAGCAGCAGCAGUAGCAGCAGCUCAGAGUCUGAUGGAGAGGAGGAAAGGACCCCGCCAGAAACAAAGAGCAAACAAGACAGCAGCUCCACCAGCUCCCGUGCAUCUAGUCCCACCUCUUCCAGCUCCUCUACCAGUAGCUCCUCUUCUACGGCAGGAUUUAAUUCAUCAUCAUCGUCGUCUUCCUCAUCCUCAACUACAAGUGAUGAAGAGUCUUCCUGUAGCUCAGAUGAGGAGGUUCCUGCAGCUUCCCAGCCCCUGUCUCCUCAAGAGCAACUUCCAACAGAGAAUGAUGAAGAUGAUGUAGAAGAUAAAGCAGAGGUAAAGGCCGAGGUCUCGACACCCAAGGCCCAGAAAGCUCCCACCAAACAGCAGGCAAAGCAACAGAAGCCUCAGAAGGUGAAGAAGAGCGUUGGGCGGCCUAAGCGGAGAGAGGGCAUCCACCUGCCAACUACAAAGGAGCUAGCUAAGAGACAGAGACUGCCCUCUGUGGAGAACAGGCCCAAGAUUUCGGCUUUCCUCCCAGCCAGACAGCUGUGGAAGUGGUUUGGAAAACCUACUCAGAGACGAGGAAUGAAGGGCAAAGCAAAGAAACUCUUUUAUAAGGCCAUUAUGCGAGGCAAAGAAAUGAUUCGUAUUGGAGACUGUGCGGUUUUCUUAUCUGCUGGACGGCCUAAUCUUCCAUUUAUUGGUCACAUCCAGAGCAUGUGGGAGUCUUGGGGAAACAAUAUGGUGGUUCGUGUAAAAUGGUUCUACCAUCCUGAGGAAACCAACCCUGGAAAGAAACUUCAUGACAAAAAGAACUGGGAUCAGAUGUCUGGAAGGAAUCUUGCUGUUGUUCUGCAGGCAUCCAACCAGAGAAAGGAUUUUAUGGAGCGUGCUCUGUACCAGUCCUCUCACGUAGACGAAAACGAUGUUCAGACCAUCUCACACAAGUGCUUGGUGGUUAGCCUGGAGCAGUAUGAACAGAUGAUUAAAACUAAGAAGUACCAGGACAGUGAGGACCUCUACUACCUGGCUGGCACUUAUGAACCGACUACUGGUAUGAUUUUCAACACUGACGGUGUUCCUGUCAUCUGCUGAGGAGUGCUCUUAUCAUCCAGCUGCACCGCAGGAAUGAGCUCAAAUCUUUGUAGAAUGUGUCGGAGAGCUAGAUCAAUGUUGGAGCCUUUCCAGAGCGACUGAAUUCACGGUAAUGUUCCUGAACAAGACCAUUGUUUGUCUGAGACUGAUAGUAAGCAUGAAGAUAGACGUGGAAUGUAUUCCAGAUGACAGCAGUAUACAGUCUGUCAGUAUUGCUAAAGUACGUUUGGAAGGCAAAUGCAUAGUGUGUGUCUAACCUGUUAACAGAGGACCAGACUGGUUUGGUUAUAAGAAAAUUAUAAGAAAGAAAUGAGUGCGCAUGUCAAAACCAUCUUUAAGGUCAAACAUGUCAGCACAGCGGAGAUCAUCUGUUGCUGACUGUCAGAAUCGGAAUGGGAAUUGAUGCAACAUCAACUUGGUGGGACUGAAUCUGCUAAAGAGAGGGCUGCUAAGAACCAAAUUCAUGGGCCCAGCUUGUGGUGGAUGUGAUUUGAACUGACAAGACAUGUCACACUUACUACUCCAAUCCACCUAGAGAAGCUAUCCAUACUAGCACUCGGCUGUCCAGCGACCUCCUGGUAAAACUGUGCUGGAACUUAAUGCAACGACAGCCGGUUAAUGACCUUGGACAUCUGAUAUAACCCUGGACACUUACAGCUACAGGCGUACUGACACUGGCAUUCUUUCUGCGCUACAGAGUGUUCAUUCGCAGGAAAAUGGGUCACCUUUCUAGUCCAGAAGUUCUAUUGGGAUAUUUAUACGGGCCUGUCUUCUAUCCAGCAAGGCAGAAAGGACUCUCCGUUCGAGUUGCACGCUGUCGUGCUCUAAACCAUUGUACAGAUAACUACAAUUGUACAUACACUAUAAUAUAAAUAUAUAUACACGAUAUACCCACAUUUAUUUUUCAUGUACAAUAGAUUUAUGUGAGAGUUAUUUUUUAAAGUGGUAAAAGGAAAAAAAGAGCUUUAUUAUACUGUGAAUCAAAGAUCAAAAUUAAGUGAAAAUCAGGAACUCGAUUAUGAGGAUCUCAGAAAUUGUUACUGGAAAUCUGAAAUCAGAUACUCCACUACAUUGAUGAUGCAGUGUAAUUUUUAAUUGUAAUAUCCAGGAUACUAUUACAGGACAUCGUGGUUUCAGGCCAGUUGUCCAAUUUUGCAUUUUUGAACAGAAAGCACUUAAUUCUACUCUUCCCAUCUCUUGAAAGAUGAAAUUUUAUUUGUAUUUUUUAUUAUUAUUUUUUUUGUUUGUUUUACAAUCCCCAGUGCAGGCAACAGAAAUAUAGCCACGAAGGACACCACCUGGUUAGCAUAUUGCUGUUUCCGUUCUCAGCAAGCUUGUGUGUGAAUGUGGUCUUGGUUUUGUUUUUGUAUUUUCUUUUUACGUUUUUUUUUUUAAGCAUUCCUUCUUAUCCCUUCCCCAAUCUACUUUUUCCAGAAGCAAUUACAUCUCAUGCAUAAAAGCACUUUGUUAGAAUGUACUAAUAGCAGAGCAGCACAGCAAAGUGACGUUAGAGAGAGUUGUCCGAAAGAGUGGAAGUUCUUAUGCUGAAAGCUACUGUACGGCUGCUUCUCUGUGUCUUCCCUCUUUUUGCUCUCUCGUUCCUGCACACAGCUGUCGUUUGUUUAUGCCUAAAACACUUUAAGGGAAAGUUGUGUUUCCCCAAAUUUCACCCAGGCAGCUUGUUGAGUUGUAAACAGUUGUUCUGAUUGGUUUGAUGAAAAUUUUUUGCAGCUUUUUGAGUCAGUGUUUUUCAAUGUUAGUGAUGGAAAACAGCAGUCCAAAGCCUCUAAAAUGAUCUUAUUUAUGACAUCAACUAAUUACAAAUGCACUUUCCCCCACACACACACACACCCACCCCUAAAUAGUACCCUUUGUUAUUUCUUUGUUUCAUCCUCACUGUUAGUCAUGCAUGCAAGCACUCCCACAACUCACAAACCAUAUAGCCACAAAAAUAUAUGAUGUUUCAAGGAAAAAUAUUACUGAGAAUAUUUCUAUAAAUAAAUCACCAUUAUAAAGCUAUUAUGAAUUACAUAUAAAUAUCCAGUGGUUCUGUUAGUAGUUCCCAUAACGCUUGUGAACAUAAAACACUUGGUUUCUAUAACAAACAAAAACCUGACUGAGCUAUUUCUCAUCUAAACACACCGUAUGACUGUUUACUUCUCAUCAAGUGAAUUAUACAAAAAUAUUGAAAAUAUCAGAAUUCCCCUUUAAGUCCCUUUAAUUUCCUCUUUCAGUCCCUCCAAGGCUGAGUCAUUUUUGGCCCAGUUACAGGGAAUUGAAUGUUGCUCUAUGUAAAUAGGUCUUGCUGAUCUCGUAUUCCAAAGAAAGAGCCAGUCAUCACCAGAGGCUCUCAUGUACGCCAAUACAGGACCAGGCUGUUUAUUCUCUGCUCCUCUAAUCAAGACCAAUCAAAUGUAUUUGAUUCGUGGAAUCUAGAAAACACUCAUUGUAUAAAAAGUUAGAUUUGCUUUUUGUUUAUUUGUGCCUUCUGUUGUUUAAAGAUUGAAUGUAGUCUAUUGUCUAAAUAUUGGACAUGUUUUUAUGUCCAGAAUGAUGCAUGUAUU
Silurus meridionalis is the source of this 11735-nucleotide messenger RNA. It is a transcript of the gene tnrc18, whose product is annotated as trinucleotide repeat containing 18. NCBI's taxonomy places the organism in Eukaryota, Metazoa, Chordata, Actinopteri, Siluriformes, Siluridae. Gene Ontology annotation, molecular function: chromatin binding. The transcript has 31 exons. The record is from RefSeq and is a predicted model, not a curated record. The coding region runs from base 376 to 9171 and encodes 2931 amino acids.